UUCUGGAAUCGUCUUGUGUGUAGGGAUGGAGUUAAGGAUUCUGUGGCUGGUUGAAAGUAAAAGAACCAGAAUGGGGCCAUGAGUUUCUGGAACCUUCAGCUGCCAGGAUGGAUACACUCUACGUCUGUUCGCACACACAUCAGCCACACCACCACACACACACGGAGCAACCACACCAACCCACGCACAACCUGCAUCAGGCCAACGUUUGCUUUCAGUAGGCCAGUUUGGAUUUUAUUUUGGCCACUGUUUGAAAUUUUGGCCAGAAUUGCAAAAAAUCUGGACAACAAAGAAUCUUCAGAUCUAUGCCAAAAAUAUAUCUCCGGUCAUCAUAUUGCAGUCAGGAAUUACGUUUUUAAACCACCCCAGCUAAUUCUUCUAGACAAGGGAAGAUUCUCUCUCAUCUGCCCUCGCCGCUUCGUCGUUUUCUUGGAGUUUUUAAUUCGUUUUCUUGUUCUCUGUUCAAAUCUUCUCUCCACAUUCGGCAACUGGUCUGUGAUCGUGCUGACCCCCCUUGCUGGUCUGGUAGUGAUGGGAAACGAGGGCAGCGCGCCAUCGUCUGAAGAAAGCACCCCCAUCUCGGAGUGUCCAUCCAUCUACUCCAUCCACUCCAGGGUCAGGUCCUCUGUGGAGAGCACCCGCGCCCCCUCCCCCAUGGAGGCCCCGGAGCCGGACCUGAGCCACCUGACGGCCGAGGAGAUUGCGCAAAUCCGGAGCGUGAUGGAGAGGGCGAGAAACUUGCAGCAGGACGAGGCGUCGCGUGCUAGGAAACUGGAAGAGGACUACGUCGACUUGGCCACCAAGGUCCCCAGGAAGCCGUCCCUGACUGAGCAGGGGGAGACCAUCGCUCUGUGUCCAGUCUGCAAUAGGGCUGAGCUGCUGCUCAACCGGGACGGCACGGGCUCCAGCAUGACGGUGUGUGUGGACUGUGAGAAGCGGACCUGCCCCGACUGUGGGGGCUACAAGACCGCCCUGCCCACCAAGAUCCAGGAGUGGGUGUGUGUGGUGUGUGAGAAAAGGCGUCGCCUGAUGAUGUCGACCGGCAUGUGGUACCACGGCUACCACCCAGAGGCGGAGCUGCCCCUGGAGAAGCAAAUCACAGGGGGGUCGGGCAGCCAGCUCCAUGAGAAGCGUGACAACCAACUUACCUCCAGCAUGGACGCGUCCAUGGUAUCCAACGCCUCGUACGCUUCAAGUAGAGAUAGCAGAGGGAGUCGGGAGUCCAGGGAGGACAGCGAGCCCACGAGCGAGGGCCGGGAGAGCCGCGAGGGGUCGAGGUGUGGGGGAGACAGCGGCCUAGGGAUGGGUCUCAGCAUGGACCUCAGCAGCCUAUCCCUGGCCUCCAGCCAAAACUCAGAGUUUGCCCGACACGUGUACGAGCAGAACAAGAUGAAAGGUCCUGGUGCCAGCCUGCCCAAAAGCGAGUCCGACGAGUUCUCCGAUCUGACCUCUGACCUCGACUUUGACGAGCUGGCGUCGGAGCGGAGUCGGCCCGACGGGGGCUCCAGCACCGACGAGAGUUGCCGCGACGCCGUCGUGACCAGCGUAAGUACCCGCAAGGACGGCAAGCGGCAAAAGCACCGGCCCAAAUCCUUGACCUUGUCCCGCUCUCACAGCCACACCUCCUCAGACGAGGAGGACGGGGCCGGGAGCGGCGACCGGAAGUCUGAAACCGAAAGUAGCGAGGCCAAAGAGAAGACAUCCGCCCCGGAGGUGAAAACGAAAGUAGGAUCCACCGCGGGGAAAACAAACGCGCAUCAGGCGGUCGCCCCUGCGCAUGCGCUGACGACGUUUUCGGCGUAUUUGUCGGCUGAUCAAAAGACGAAAAAACACCCGCCUUCUGCUGAGGAUUUUCCCGCCGAUGCGCCUUUCUCAGCCACGCAUGAUUUAACAGACAGCCAUGCUAUAAAUAGCCCGACGCCUCCUAGAAGCCCCAGCUGGAGGGAGGGCCUCGAGAGCCCGCCAUUUUCCCCCAGGAGGAGGGAUUCCUACCCGGGGAAGAGGCGAGGGUCCCUCAGUCCGAAAGAGCAGAAGAAGAACCAUUUCACCUACACGGAUAUCUCCCCGCCGUCCCGACAGCUCUCCCUGGAGGAACUGUACGGAGACUCCACGGUGCAGACGAUCUUGUUAGACAACGGCGUGACGGGGUCUCAGGCGCCCCAGAAGCCGUCCCCCAUCUCCCCCGACCAGAUCAAGGACUCCAUCCUGACCAUCAUGGGCGAGACGGUGCCGUUCGACAUCCCGACGCCCCGGGCCAAGCCCCCCACCAGCAUCAGCACGCAGCCCCACCAUAACGACUUCCAGCCCACCUUCUCCAUGUCGCACUCCGCCCCCGUCAUGGAUCUGGCCACCUACGCCGCCACCAUCGCCAACAGCACCGCCAACCUGACCUGCAUGAGCGUCUCGCCGCCCAACCUGCUACCUCACGCCUCCUCCCACCUCGGCAUGGGGGAGCCCCUCAGCCCCGACUCCAGCGCCGACUCCAGCUGCUCCUCCCCCGUCUCCCCCGGUUACUAUGACAACGCCCAGCCGUCCACGGAGGACAUUGAGGACGUGGAGCUGGCGGACCCCUCGGCCAAAUCCAUCGACUUCCAGGGGUCGAAACGACAGAAAGCCCGGCCGCCAUCGACCGACUGGUCACCUGUGAUUGACCUCUCCCCCAUCCUGGACGUGUCCCCCUCCGUGGAGGAGGCCGAGCAGGAGGACAUGUUGGCCAAACAGAUGGAGGAACUCGAGAGACAGAGGUCCAUCAACGCCGCCGAUGACGAGUACGACGACGACUCCGGGCCAGCGACGGCCAAAUCUUUCUUCGAGGCCAAACCCACCCCGCCCAUAAAGCCGCCCCUGCCGUCAGUCAUCCCCCGCAUCCCCCCUCCCCCGUCCGCCAAAAAGCUGAAGCAGCAGCUAAACGAGGAGUACGACGACUACGACAACGACGACAACGACGGGAUGGAGGAUGAGAGCUUCACCUACAGCAGCACGCUCAGACGCUGCGGGAACUUCGAGGACAUCAGCAGACUAGGAAGUGACGUCAAGCACGUGUCAGACCUGUCCGACAGGCUAGCAGACGACAUCGACAUACACGACGCGGCCAGCGACGCCCCGUUUUUCUCCUGCACCAGCCAGACGACCACCCUCCCCCAUUCGGCGCCCUGCAUCAGCACCACAGUUUCAGCAUUCCAGCCGCCCCUCAGGCAGGGGGCGCUGACGGAGGAACAGGGCUCCAAACACCUCCGUGACUUCGAGGCGCUCAUCACGGACGAGAUUCACAAAAUCGCCGAAGACAUGGAAAACAUCGUCAAACGUGGCGCGGCUAACAUGAAACCCAUCCCGCCGCCCAAACCGAAACGGAGAUUACCCGAUCCGGAACUAGUCCUAUCUCCCCCUCCGGCUUUCUCCUCCUCGUUCGACGGGCCAGACAAGCGGCCCAUCCCCAGUAUAAGGACAGAGAGCCCCAGCGAGCCCGGGAGUAGAGAGGGCUCGUUCGAAGACGCGCCGGCUGGGAAGUUUUUACCCCGGCAAGACUCGGUGGAGAAGAAGAAAGCCAAGGACCUGAAGGCGAAACCCAGCCCCAUCCUCAUCCAGCACAUCGAGGCGGAGGAGCAGUCCGUGUCCCCCCACUACAAGGUCAUGGAGUCCCCACCCACACCGGAGACGAAAAGCAUCAAGCGUGAGUUCUCCGACAGCACGUCCGUCUCGCCGAGCUCCUCCCCUGACCAGGAUCUCUACGCCUUCCCCUCGCCGGUCACGCCUCCGGAUUCAGACUCCUCCCCUCCCAAACCGCACUCCCCGUCCUCCCCGGGCACGGAUUUCGAUGAGGAGUGCGCCGUACGGGAGCUAGAAGAAUCAGUUCGAGGCUCGUACGUCAGCUCCCCCUACAGGGCUGUCAGUCCUUACGACAAUGCCAAGGUCACGUACGCCCCCGUGACCUGCGACACGUCAUACGCCCCACCCAACAAAAUGAUUUACAGCCCGCCCCUCAGGCAGGACCACGCCCCUCAGACAAACUCCGCCCAGCAGGAAGUCGUCCGGCCCCCGAUCUCGCCGCGGAAAAGCAUCCGGAAAUUUGACGAGCAAAAGAUGAACGGCCGGACGAGCCCGCUGUACGAGAACGUUGAGGGCCUGACGACCCAGGACUACCUGCACGAGCAGAAGGGCGCCAGACUCGGGGAGCAGACGACCAAAACUUUAGGCACGGCCAAAGACUUCUCCAGGUUUGACGUCAUUCCCACCAAGAUGGCGCCGCCCCAGCCCACGGAGAUCUUCACCUACCCGGUCAGUGGGGAGUACCCGAGCCGCGCCCGGAGCAGCUCGGCCCCGUUUACCGGCGCCCAGCCCUCGGCCACCCCCGAGCCUCCUCAGGCGCGCCCUCGGUCGGCCUCGGUGGAGGAGGAGCAGGGCGCCACGGGGGAGCGGAGCACCAGCGUCAGGGAUAAGAUACGGGCAUUUGAAGAGCCUCCCGUUCCAAGAAAGAGGAUCAACAGCAAACCGAAGGAGCCGCCUCACCCCGACCCCAGGAGGGAGCCUCGCAGGGAGGCUCACGUCAUGAAAGACAAGCGCACCGACAGCGGCAGUAGCACCAGCAGCAGCGGCAGUAGCGCCAAGACCUCCACCAGCAAGUCGUCAGGUGACGUCACGAAAACCCAGGAGAAGGACGGCUCCAAGGACGGGAAGAAAAUCCGCAGGAAACUUCCGCCCAUCCCGGUGGGGGAAGACCCGGUGCUGGCGCCGAAAUCAAAGAACAGGAGGCCGAAGGCGCCGGUGAAACGCAGCGAGGGCGUGGACCAAGAAGACGAGGGGUCCGUGGUUAUGACGACCCCCGCGAGGGUCGUGCUGUACCCGGGGGCGACAGCCGUGGACAGUGGGUACAUCGUCGGGCCGAGUAACCGGGUUCAAAGGUCAGCAGCGCGAGACAGCGACGACUCCAUGAACGAGGAUGACAUGGAGGUCGCCAGACUGACGACUGUAAGAAACGCGCUGCUCUCCCCUAAGAAGAAAACUAUUUUAGCUGACACGGGAAAGUCGAAGAGCCUCGAUUCCGCUGAGUCUUCGAGAGCGAGGCUGGAAAAGGCGGAGAGCGAGUCUAGAAGCAAACCCCCCAUGCAGAGAACGGCCUCGCUAGGCUACGGGCCUAAAGACGAAACGGACGAGAUUAUCGACUCGUUGAUCGACAUCUACGGCAUACCGUGCACGGAGGCGAUGAAGUGUCUGAAGAAAAGGCUACAGGAGGAGCUAAGACGGGUCACCAAGGACCGGAAGCGGAAACUGGAGGAGCUGGAGGAAAUCCGCGCCCUGCAGAUGCAGAUCGGGGCGCUGAAGAUGGAGUCGGACGCCUACGCCCGGGGUCGGGCUUACGCCGGCAAGCGUUCCCCGGCUCAGCUGUAUCAGGAUACCCAGCAGGACAACCGGAAGCGGAGUGCGCCGUCCCAGUCUGCGGCGUCAUCGCUGACGCCGAGAUCCUCACCGCAGGUCACGCCCAGGCGUCAGCGUCACAAGCGUCAGUCGUCGGAUCCGAUGAUCUCAAAGUUCUCGCCCAUCAAAGAGGAUAAAGACAUCGAGGCCGACUUCCAGACUCGGCUCCACGAGCCGGCAGACAGCCGGUCGCUGAAAUACCACACGGACGACAGCUCACAAUCCGGGAUUAGCGACACGGAGAGCACGCGCUCCGAACCGGUGCGUGACGCGCGCUACAGCAAGAUUAAACCCUCGGACUACGCUCGGAUUUUCUACCAGCAAAAAAGUGGAAGCGCCGGCUCGGCGGAGCGGCUCCAGUACUCGGAUUACGACCAGAGCAUGUACGACCGUGUCGUCCAGCCGCUGUCCGGCAGCCGGUCGGAGCAGCAGCUGUCCUCCAACAACAGGGUGCCGGUCUACUACUCGGACGACGAGGAGUCAAAGGUCAGGGAGGAGAAGAAGGCCCUGCUGCAGUACGAGAUCAUGAAGCGCAAACAACAGCUGGAGGAGACGGCCAGGCUCAAGAACGAGCUGCUGAAACUGGCCAGGGCGAGACAGAGCAUGGCUCACAGCUACGACGACAUCCCGCGCCAAUAUGGCAGCCCUGUCGCCCCGCACAGGCCCGUGCCCCGGGGCAUCAUUAAACCCAUCGAUGACGAGUCCCAUCUGGUGUACGAGUCGGGUCAAAGGUCGAGAGACCAUUCUAAACACAGGUCACGAGAACAUUCCAGAGAGCGCUCGCGGGAGAGGUCGAGCGAGAGGAGGGAUGAGAGAGACCUGGAGCUGGUGAGGGUCCGGGAUGACCCUAUCGAUACCAUAGUCAUGGAACAUCGGGGUCGCGACCCCCGCCGGCGUCAGCACAGCCACCACCAGCUACCCCCUCACCAGCUCCCCCCUCACCAGCUCCCCCCUCACCAACUGGCCCCUCAGGACCCCAAAGUUAUCUCCAACUACAGCUCCACCGAGUACCUGGCCCACAAGCAGGAGUCGGCCACCCGGCGCUACAUCGACGAGCCGGUCCAGUACGGGUCUCAGGGCUGGAUCGCCGGGGACUACCCCAACGAGACGCUGGCCACCGCCCAGGCCUACUCCCAGCCCUCGCUCAGCAAGAGGGUGGACUCGGCCCAGUCGCUGGUCAGACGAGAGGCCGCCAAGAAAGACCCUGGGAUCGUGUCCAGCGUCACACUGCCCAACAUCUACGCCAACAGGAUAGACAGGGACUUCCGGCCUGUUGGUCCUUACAGAGACCCCAACUACAUCAGCACAAGUAUCUCCGACACUGACGGUAGCCCGGCUAGUGACAUCACGCCGGCGAUGCCCCUGUUGGAUGACGUCAAAACCAAGUCCCGGACGAUCAUCCGCAAUAUCGGCAGCGGCAGUCGGCCGGUGUCUGCUGAGUUCAGUGCCGGUGAAGUAGAAGAUCUGCUCAAUGCUAUGUAUAGAGUGGAGAGUGACAACAGUGUCGAUGCUGAUGAACCAAUCAUGAAACAUAUGACUGAAGGAGGAGUGACUAUUCUCAAACAAAUUGACAGAAAAAGACGACCAGCACCAGUCGAGCCACAUAAAUAUGACUUUCCAGUUAAAAGAAUAUUGGUCACAAGGGAUGCUAAAGAUAAAUCUAUAACAGGCAAUGGUUUAGGUAUGAAGAUUGUUGGAGGUAAAGAAAUUCCAGGUACUCAUGAACUUGGUGCCUAUGUUACUGCUAUAUAUCCCAUAAUUGCUGAUCAACUUCAUGGGGAACUAGAUGUGGGUGAUCAGGUUCUAGAGUGGAAUGGAAUCCAUUUGACGGGUUUGUCUGCUGAUGAAGUCCAGGACAUCAUAUCUCAAACUAAUGGAGAAAUAGAAAUGGUAGUCAGAGCUCAAACCAUUCCAAUUUUGUUGACGGACUUGGUGGCACAGCCUGAGAGUUGCAGAUCAUCAUAUGAUAAUUUGGCACUGCCAACAUAUGAGGAAUCAGUGAAGGAGCCAUCACUACAGAGGCAGAGGACCGGGCCAGCUGCAAGCAGGCAGGGUGUGGACCCUCGUCAACUUGCUGCUCAGCUGGAGGGGAUACGCGAGGCUGCCUCGCCUGCUGAGAAUUCCCCGAGCUCCUCCCACCAGGAAGUAGCGACACCGUCCGUGUCAUCCCCAUGUAGUACACCUAGAUCAGAUCCCACUAGUACCUCAUCCGACAGACAGCAACGCCCGCCCUCAGGAAGUGCCGAUAAAUCUGAAAAAAAUGUAGAUAGUAGACAGUCAACAGAUCCCCACUCCAGUAGAAGAAGACGUAGAAACUCCCCCAACCCAGAGAAAAACUUACAGCAGCAGCAGCAACCAUCUCCGAAGAGGCCUCAGCGCCAUCAGCCUCAGCCAUCUUUGUAUAAUCAACCGCAACAACAGCUUCCAUCAUCAUCACCCCCGCCACCAUACACCGCCACCCAAACCUCAGCUCCGCUUCAAAACAGUUCAGCCAACAUGGAUGUCUUGCCAGCAGAGAGAGCUCCCUCAAGAAGAAGAACAGAAAGAAGAAAACAACAAGAUCCUUCUCCUCCGCCAUUACCUACCGCCACCCAAGAAAAGCCCCGCCCUUCUAUCACAUUUGAUGAACCAAACAAUGGUACUUGCUCAAGCCCCGCCCUCAAUGACCGUCUCAGGGCAUCCCCACCCCUUGACAUGAGACGAUCAAUCAAGACUCGGCCUUCAAAAAAAGGAAAAGAUAAUUUUGUUUUUCCUGCCAAGGCACCCCAGGAGCCUGAACGUGGGGAAGACUUUGGUUUAGGGGAGAUCCAGUUACAAAUCAGCCAUGAUGAUUUUGACAACACGCUCAAUGUACAUGUGAUCCAAGCAAGAAAUUUACGUCCCCGAGAUCUCAAUGGGCUCUCUGAUCCUUUUGUAAAACUAUACCUCUUACCUGGCAGGGGACCGGAGAAUAAACGCCGCACAAAACAUAUUGCACGAACUUUAAAUCCAGAAUGGCACCAAACUGUCAUGUUUCAAGAUGUGGCUCGGCUGGAACUUCAAAACAAAGUACUGGAAAUCACAGUGUGGGACUACGACAGGUUUAAAGCCAAUGAUUUCUUAGGUGAACUCAUCAUAGAGCUCAGAGAAUUUGCCUUUCUUGACAACAAGCCCCACUGGUACCCUUUAAAAGAACAUGUAACAAUGCAAAGCUUUGAACUUCCCAAGUCCACUGUGGCACCACCAAAGCCUUCAGAUAAUGGCAAGCCCAAGACAAAAUCUCCAAGACAAGGAAAAAAACAUGGGGUAUCAUCUUUGCAGCGCCCUCAAGAAAGUCUAGAAAAUGAUACAGAAUCUCAGAGAAGGCGUUCCUUGGGAAACCUGGCUGGAAAUGACACCCCUGAUAUGGUAGUUCGGCAAAUCGUCACAUCUUUCCUGUCUUGCUUUCGCUUCAUACACCCAGAACAGGUACUAAUGAAACGUCGACUCCGCGUGAAAUAUCCUCUGCCACAAAUUCCCCAGUCCCACCCAGAAGGCCGAGAGGCACCAAGUCUCCAAUUAAAACGAGAUCUAAUGGAUUGUUAUACAGAUGAUGAAGACGUGGAUGAUAAUUAUGAUAAAGUUUAUUUUUAGAUUUCAUUUGCAGCUACUUUUUUUAGUGAUGCAACAGUAGGUUUUCACCCAUGCUUACAAGUUGUUUGAAUGUAUUGAUAGUGAUCAGCUGUGAUCAAACUGUUAUGGCUGUGAAGAUUUGCAUUAUGUUAAAUUGGAUAUUUACAUAAACUUUAUUUACAUAAAAUUUUUAUGUUUGUUAGUGAUAAGUAAGUAGACAAUUUAUUUAAGGAGUUAAAUUGUAACUGAGUACCCAUAAUUACAGCCUCUUGCUUCAAAGCUCCUUAAUAAAGUCACUGCUAGCCUGAAAGUCUCUGGUUCAGAACCAAGGGGGUUGGCAUGGUCGGACAGGUAAAGUUCAUGGUUGCUAAGCCGAAAAGUCCAGAGUUUGAACGUCGGAGUAGAUGAGGCUUGAUAGCUGAGGGCGGCAACCAAUCUAGGAGAGAAAACUCUAAAAUAAAAUAAUUUCUGCCUUUUAGUUUGUUCUUGGAUGGACGAAGGCUAUGGAAUCAAAUCCAGUAAGAAAAGCAGGCUGAAAUCUUGAGUCAAGAGGCUAUAUAUGACACAUAAAAUGUUUGCUGAUAAUACCUAAUUUUUUGGAGGAAAUCCCAACAUUACCAUAAAAUGAAGGUCCCAGCUAUGUUAAUGUCCAUCCAGCUUUAAAUUUGUACCAGACUGUUGGAGAAGGCUGAAGGUGGGAGGGUAUUUUAAUAGACCAACUAUCCUUCAUAUGCCAAGUUUACAGAAACUCGUUACUGUUAGGUCCAAACGGGUAUCUAUUACUGUUAGUAUUGAAGCAUUUAUUUAUUUAAUGUACUUCUAAAUUAUGUGAAAGAUUAGAUUAACAUCACAGCACUUCAUUAAUUUUAAUGAAUAAUCCCUCUAUAUAAAAUAAAAGAUUCUCUGUAGAGUCCCUUUAAACAUUUGCUAGCAAUUUCUGAACUAUUUUUAACUAUAUAAAAUGGUUUGCCAUUUUUUUGUUGUGAAUAACAAUUUCCCGAAAUAUGAAAUGUUAACUAAAACUUGUGGCAUAUUCUUCUGGUAACUCACCAAAUGUAAAAGGAUAUUGGCUAUGAAAUGUCUUCCAUUAAAGGUAAUGGCCCACUCAUCAGCAAACUUCCAGUCAUAUCAGUGGACAGUUGCAGAAAUAUCAUUGGAGAUUUUUCAAAAGCAAAACAAAAAGUUGCUUCUUUCACUACUACAAAAACUCACCAAGCGCCUGACAUUUGUGAUACACAUAGCAAGAAAACUAACCUAGCCCAUAUGUUCACUAUUCAUGACUGUUUUAAAAGUUUGCAAAGGACAUUUUCAUAAUCACAUUUCAAUUUACAUUCAUAUCUUGACACACUGUAAUCCUGUUAUUUUGAACAGCAUAUAGCCAUUCUGAAAGACUUGUAAUUUAUAACCAAGUACUAGGCAAAUUGGUUGCUUAAAAACCAAACCUUAAUGCUGACAUUUUUCACACAUGUUGAAGUCAGUGUUUUAUGUCUUUUGAACUGUCACAUUUUUCAACAUGGCACAAGUGAUAUCAGGUGUGCAUAUACUUAAGUAUCAAUUUUUUGGGGUUGUGAAAAUUGUGAUAUUUCACUGUAGUGCAUUUCUGUACAUUUGAGGAUCUAGAUUAGUAAAGCAGGACUGAAUUGUUUCCAGCCCUGUUCUACUGAGCAAUAGCUGUGUAACAAUUUGGAGAAAUUUACUUGAAUACAACUUAUGAAAACAUCAAUGAUCCACUCAUGACUGAUAUUUGUAUACUAGUUAGUUAAUUUGUAUACAUUUUUGCUAUUUCACAAUAGCCGUUCUUUGUCCCAUGUAUAUAUAAAUCUUACAUUUUAUGUGAUCUAUAGAACUUAAAAUUAAACAAAAAAUACAGUUCAUGUCUAGACUGAAAGUUUGUCAAGAUGUUUACUAGUGGGAUUAUAGAAGUAAAACAAAAUCAUUCAUCAAGUUUGUGUCUUUAUUCAAUAAAAUAAGGUGAUUAAAAUGAACUGUGUCAAUGAUUAGGGGGAAAUGACAUGCCCUAAGACUCUUUGUAUUAGGUACAGGAAAAGUGCAUUAUCCAACUACUAAAAACUAAUGACAGAAAAAAAUCUUUAGAUAGGUAAUUCCAGUUUCCCAUAAAUUGAUUACAUGAUACAAAUGCUAAUAUUUGGCUGGCAGUGAUGAGCCUAAACAAACCUAAACACUUCAAAAAAAAAAAUGAAAA
Molecule: messenger RNA, 11206 nt
Organism: Physella acuta
Lineage: Eukaryota; Metazoa; Mollusca; Gastropoda; Physidae
Biological process (GO): regulation of membrane potential; regulation of synaptic vesicle exocytosis; intracellular protein transport
Cellular component (GO): cytoskeleton of presynaptic active zone; presynaptic membrane
Molecular function (GO): small GTPase binding; transmembrane transporter binding
Source: RefSeq, a predicted model, not a curated record